Molecule: messenger RNA, 984 nt
Organism: Mirounga angustirostris (Northern elephant seal)
Lineage: Eukaryota; Metazoa; Chordata; Mammalia; Carnivora; Phocidae
Gene: AZGP1
Product: alpha-2-glycoprotein 1, zinc-binding
Exons: 4
Coding region: 40-984 (314 amino acids)
Biological process (GO): immune response
Cellular component (GO): external side of plasma membrane
Source: RefSeq, a predicted model, not a curated record
CAUGAUCCAGGGCAGUCCAGAAUCUUCCGGUCAGGCAAAAUGGUUACAGUGGUGUCUGUCCUGCUGUCCCUGCUACUCCUUCUGGGUCCUGCAGUCCCUCAGGAGACCCAAGCUGGGCCUUACUCUCUGAGCUUCUUCUACACUGGGCUGUCCAAGCCCAGGGACGGCUUCCUCAGCUUCCAGGCCACGGCCUACCUCAAUGACCAGGAUUUCUUUCACUAUGACAGUGAAGAUAGGAAGGCCAUACCCUCGUACCCCUGGAGCCAGAUGGAAGGAAUAGAGGACUGGGAGAACGAGAGUGAACUUCAGAAGGCCAGGGAGGACAUCUUCAUGGUGACCCUGAAGGACAUCAUGGACUAUUACAAGGAUACAGAAGGGGCUCACACCUUUCAGGGAAUGUUUGGCUGUGAGCUCCGGAAUAACAAAAGCAGUGGAGCAUUCUGGAGGUACGCCUACGAUGGAAGGAACUUCAUCGAGUUCAACAAAGAAAUCCCAGCCUGGGUCCCCCAGGACCCAGCCGCUCUGAACACCAAGCAGAAGUGGGAGGCGGAAAAGGUCUACGUGCUGCGGGCCAAGGCCUAUCUGGAGGAGGAGUGCCCAGCGAUGCUGCGGAGUUACCUGCAGUUCAGCAAGAUCCACCUGGACCGACAAGAUCCCCCCACCGUGUCCAUCACCAGCCACUGGACCCCAGCAGAAACUCAGACACUCAAGUGCCGAGCCGAUGGCUUCUACCCACGAGAAAUUGAGCUGCACUGGAUUCAGGGGGACGAUACACAGGAGGCUGAGGGGGGAGACGUUGUUCCCAGCGGAAACAGCACUUACCAGUCCUGGGUGGUGAUGUCAGUUUCCCCGCAGGACAGAGCCUCCCGCUCCGGCUCUGGCUCCUACUCCUGCCGGGUGAAGCACAGCAGCCUGGCCCAGCCCCUCACUGUGCUGUGGGCGGGAGCGAGGGCUGAAGGCUCCGAGGGCACCCGGGGGCAGUAG